AGCUUUUUGAAUGUUUAAAUUGUAAUACUUUAGAUUUAAAUUUCAGCAUUCACAACCCAUGAUUUGCAUCAUUACCGCAUGUUUACAUCAUUCAGCUAGCCUUGAUUGUAAUUGUUCUAGUGAGAAAGACGUGCUUGAACUUGCCAUUUUAAUGAGAUCUCAGAACAUGUAAACACAUCAAAAAAAUUACACAACCCUGUCCCUAGACUAAAGAAGCUUCAAUUAAACAAAAAAAAACAUUACAAAUGAUCAGCAAAGGGAAUAUAAUUACCUUGUAUUGUUAGGCAAGAGGUUUCAAUGAAUAAAAAUAACAGGUUGACGCUCCCCAACGGGUUCAACACAAAUUGUUAGCGCGUUAAUUGUCCUGCUGCUCUGCGUCACCGAGCAUAAUAGCACAAAGGAUGUGGAAGUCUCCUGAUGGCUCCAUUCAAGGCCAGUGCGGUUUCAUUUUUUGGAUUCGACCACGUCCGCUCGCAAUGACAUUGACCUAUUUUUGAGAAGUAACUGACGAAAUAGCCAACAAACAAAUGGCGCGCAAUAAAAUACAGUUCUAGCUUUCGGGUUAAUCAUAUCGCCACAUUGUGGAAGGGUGGAAGUCAGGCCACAUCCAUCCAUCUAAUUCAUCCGUCCAUCUAUCCAUCCAUCCGCCCGCCCGUCCGUCCAUAUAGAUACUUUGGCAUAGUAUUUCCCGACAAACCUCGUGAAAUUAAAUAUGUCUCGAUUGAAGAACGAUGGAUAGGCCCGUCCAUACGGUUAUAUGGAUAUGUUCUCCCCGGGCCCGCGUGGGUUUCCCCUUGGUGCUCCGGUUUCCUCCCAUAUUCUUAUUAAUAUUUGUGACAUCAGUCAACGUUUGUUCACAUCAAUGUUCCUAAAUGUGCUUCUUGCUGCGAUGGGUUAGCUUCUUAGCAAUUUUCAUACCAAGACGGCUUUAUGUAAGCCUUGGCCACUCUUUCGAUUAAGUCCAAAACUGCUCCUUCCGAGAAAUGGGGAUGAUCCAGAUCAAGCGUAUUCCCUUCGGCGCCUAUGUGUGUCAGGCCACACAUUUCCGUUGAGAUGACCAAUUAUUUUUUUCUCUGUUUGUCUGUGAGGUUUUUUUUUUGUUUUUUUUAACGGACACUCCAGGCAAAUGAGAUCUCCAAGGACAUUUGAGGCUAUAAAUAUUGUCAUGCAGGCCUUUAAGAGUUGUGUGCCAUACCCUUGCUCAGGUGAGCAUGCUUUAGGAGCUGCUCAAGGUUCUCGUGGUGCAUUUCAAAGCAGGUGUGUUUCUCUGCCUGCUUUGGUCCUGGCCUGGGUGGAAUGGACCUGUGCGUGACCAUCAAAGGCGUCUCCUUCCUCUUGCAAACAGGAAUGGGCAUCUUGGGGAACACCGUGGUGCUGCUGGCCUACGCCAGUAUCCUCUACAGCGAGCGCAAACUCCUUCCCGUGGACAUGAUCCUGUGCCACCUGGCCUUUGCCAACCUGAUGAUCCUGACCAUCCGCUGCAUUCCCCAGACCAUGACGGUCUUCGGCCUCACCGAUCUGCUGGACGACUCCCACUGCAAGGUGGUCAUUUACGGCUACCGCAUCGGCCGGGCGUUGUCCAUCUGCAUCACGUGCAUGCUCAGCGUGUUCCAGGCGGUCACCAUCGCCCCCGCCGGGUCAAGCUUGUCCAGGCUCAAGUCUUUCCUUCCUGCCCUGGUGCUCCCCACCGUCGCCGGGCUGUGGUUGCUCAACAUGAUCAUAUACGUUCCAGCCCUUCUCUUUUCCACGGCUCCACGCAAUAGCACCGCCCGUACCUUCACGCUCAACCUGGGCUUCUGCUUCAUGGACUUCAGAGACAGCAUGCUCUACAUCAUCCAAGGGGUUAUUGUCUCCGGAAGGGAUUUUUCCGUGGUGGCCCUGAUGUUGGUGUCCAGCUGUUACAUCUUGCUCCUUCUCCACCGUCACAGCUACCAGAUGAGAGGCCUCCGUCGCCCCCAUCCGGCAAAGACCAGGGCGGCCAAAACGGUGGUCACCCUGGUGGUCCUGUACGUCUUCUUCUUCGGCGUGGAUAACGUGAUCUGGAUCUACAUGCUGACCGAGGCCAAGGUGUCCCUCAUGGUGGCGGACUUGAGGGUAUUUUGCUCCUCCUGCUAUGCGUUUCUCAGCCCUUACUUCAUCAUUUCUUCCAACAAGAAGGUCAAGAACAAAAUUGUGUGUCAGGCUGAGCAGGACCAGCCAGCAUCAAUGGACACUCAGGAGUUGAAAUGAAGUCUUGAGCAAAAUUGUUUUCCUAGACCUUCUGUCAGUGAGCUGAACUAUCAAUAUUACCUUUACAAAAUGUCUUCAAAACAUUGUCUAUGUAUUUGUUUGUCACUGCACUUUGUAGACUGGUCAAUAAAAAUAAAAUGAACUUGUGAAUUUAUCCAGUAAGUCUUUGUCACAAUGAUGAACCAACUUGAUGUGAAGCUCUAAAAGAAAAUGUUUGCUGAAUGAAAUCAGAUGUAUAUUUCCAAGAAUAAAGUACAAUAAAACCAAAUCCACCUUGAACCUUCUUGCUUGCGUCAUGGAAACUGCAGCCCUCCCAAGUGUUGAUUUAGGAAGCCCAAGGA
This is a messenger RNA of Syngnathus typhle (broad-nosed pipefish), 2570 nucleotides long. RefSeq names its product olfactory receptor class A-like protein 1. Gene Ontology annotation, cellular component: membrane. Gene Ontology annotation, biological process: G protein-coupled receptor signaling pathway. Gene Ontology annotation, molecular function: pheromone receptor activity. NCBI's taxonomy places the organism in Eukaryota, Metazoa, Chordata, Actinopteri, Syngnathiformes, Syngnathidae. Bases 1297 to 2229 code for a protein of 310 amino acids. The record is from RefSeq and is a predicted model, not a curated record. The transcript has a single exon.